This is a messenger RNA of Phalaenopsis equestris, 1008 nucleotides long. Its product is annotated as proliferating cell nuclear antigen. Gene Ontology annotation, cellular component: PCNA complex. Gene Ontology annotation, biological process: leading strand elongation; translesion synthesis; mismatch repair. The transcript is spliced from 4 exons. Gene Ontology annotation, molecular function: DNA binding; DNA polymerase processivity factor activity. The record is from RefSeq and is a predicted model, not a curated record. The coding region runs from base 85 to 879 and encodes 264 amino acids. NCBI's taxonomy places the organism in Eukaryota, Viridiplantae, Streptophyta, Magnoliopsida, Asparagales, Orchidaceae.
CCCCGGCAAACCCUACCCACUCUCGUUUAGGCGAAAAAGAAAGAGCCAAGGAAACCUGUCUUCGAAGCAACCCUAGCAAGGAGGAUGUUGGAGCUUAGGCUAGUGCAGGGAAGUCUUCUGAAGAAGGUCAUCGAGGCGAUCAAGGAUCUGGUGACCGAUGCUAACUUCGAUUGCUCGGCGACGGGGUUCUCCCUCCAAGCAAUGGACUCGAGCCAUGUCGCCCUCGUUGCUCUCCUCCUCCGAUCCGAGGGCUUCGAGCACUACCGCUGCGAUCGAAACAUCUCUAUGGGGAUGAACCUCAACAACAUGUCUAAGAUGCUGAAAUGCGCUGGAAACGAUGAUAUCAUCACCAUCAAGGGCGACGAUGGUAGCGACACUGUCACUUUCAUGUUCGAGAGCCCUAAACAAGAUAAGAUUUCAGAUUUUGAGAUGAAGCUUAUGGACAUUGACAGCGAACAUCUAGGCAUUCCAGAGGCAGAAUAUCAUGCAAUUGUGAAGAUGCCGUCUUCAGAAUUUGCAAGAAUUUGUAAGGAUCUCAGCAGCAUAGGAGAUACUGUUGUUAUUUCAGUUACCAAGGAGGGAGUUAAAUUCUCUACCAGAGGGGAUAUUGGAACUGCGAACAUAGUCUGUAGGCAGAAUAAGACUGUUGAUAAGCCAGAGGAAGCUACUAUCAUUGAGAUGAAUGAGCCCGUAAGCUUAACUUUCGCUCUGAGAUAUCUGAAUUCUUUUACCAAAGCCACUUCACUCUCCGAGGCUGUUACAAUGAGCCUUUCUUCUGAGCUGCCGCUGGUCAUCGAGUACAAAAUUGCAGAUAUGGGUUAUAUUAGAUUUUAUUUGGCUCCAAAAAUUGAAGAUGAUGAAGAGGAAAUGAAGCCUUAAUUUUUUUUUUCUUUUCCACGUCGAUGAUUUUUACCUUUCUUUUAUUUAUGUCCUUUUGGUAGAUCUCUCUUUAUAAGAAAUGUUAAUUGACACCUUAAGAUGUGGAGUGAUUUUAUGUUUUCUUCUCUU